This is a messenger RNA of Girardinichthys multiradiatus, 4094 nucleotides long. RefSeq names its product dynamin-2-like. Gene Ontology annotation, cellular component: cytoplasm; microtubule; membrane. The coding region runs from base 274 to 2931 and encodes 885 amino acids. NCBI's taxonomy places the organism in Eukaryota, Metazoa, Chordata, Actinopteri, Cyprinodontiformes, Goodeidae. Gene Ontology annotation, molecular function: GTP binding; GTPase activity; microtubule binding. The record is from RefSeq and is a predicted model, not a curated record. The transcript is spliced from 22 exons.
UUUGUGUAGAGGAAGUUUUGUUUUGCGAGUUUUCCGUCCGUUUUGACUCGCCGAGGUCCUAAUUAAUGCGCGUUAACAAAUACAAAGUUAUGUUACUACGAGUCACCUUUUUCAGCUAGGCGCGGGGGUUUUCCAAAGCGAGAUUCCAAGAGCCGGACUGACUGAAGCGGCGGCGCUAAACACUUUCAGAGUAACCCGAGAGUAGCUCGCUGCUAAGCUAACAUUAGCCUUCGGACUGCGGUGUGUUGAAGGGCUCUCUGAGCUAACGAAGCCAUGGGGAACCGGGGCAUGGAAGACCUGAUUCCCCUGAUCAACAAGCUACAAGACGCCUUCAGUUCAAUUGGUCAAAGUGUCAACUUAGACCUUCCUCAGAUAGCUGUGGUCGGCGGACAGAGCGCAGGAAAAAGCUCCGUUCUGGAAAAUUUUGUCGGCAGGGACUUUCUUCCUCGCGGAUCAGGCAUCGUUACCCGCAGACCUCUCAUUUUGCAGCUGGUCAAUAAUAAAGCAGAAUAUGCUGAAUUCCUGCACUGCAAAGGAAAGAAGUUUGUGGAUUUUGAUGAAGUGCGGACGGAAAUUGAAGCAGAAACAGACAGGAUUACAGGAUCCAAUAAAGGCAUUUCUCCUAUCCCUAUCAACCUGAGGGUCUACUCCCCAAAUGUAUUGAACCUGACCCUGAUUGACCUCCCGGGUAUGACUAAAGUUGCUGUUGGAGAUCAGCCUCCAGACAUCGAGCAUCAAAUCCGAGACAUGCUGAUGCAGUUCAUCACCAAGGAGAGCUGUCUGGUCCUGGCAGUCACCCCUGCUAACAUGGAUCUGGCUAACUCAGACGCUUUGAAGAUUGCCAAAGAGGUGGACCCACAAGGUCUUCGUACCAUUGGGGUUAUAACAAAGUUGGACCUCAUGGAUGAAGGCACAGAUGCAAAAGAUAUUCUCGAAAAUAAACUGCUUCCACUGAGAAGAGGUUACAUUGGUGUGGUAAACCGGAGUCAAAAAGAUAUUGACGGGAAGAAAGACAUUCGUGCUGCACUUGCUGCAGAGAGGAAGUUCUUCCUGUCCCACCCUGCCUACAGGCACUUGGCAGACCGUAUGGGCACCCCUUAUCUGCAAAAGGCUCUAAACCAGCAAUUGACCAAUCACAUCAGGGACACACUGCCUGGGCUGCGUAGUAAACUGCAGAGUCAACUCCUCUCUCUGGAGAAGGAGGUGGAAGAGUACAAGAAUUUCCGUCCUGAUGAUCCAACUCGCAAGACAAAGGCCUUGUUGCAGAUGGUUCAGCAGUUUGGUGUGGACUUUGAAAAAUGCAUCGAGGGAUCUGGGGACCAGGUGGACACUAAUGAGUUGUCAGGUGGUGCCAGGAUUAACCGACUUUUCCAUGAACGCUUCCCCUUUGAGCUAGUCAAGAUUGUGUUUGAUGAGAAAGAACUGAGGAGGGAAAUCAGUCAUGCAAUCAAAAAUGUCCAUGGUGUCAGAACGGGGCUCUUCACCCCCGACCUGGCUUUCGAGACGAUUGUCAAAAAGCAGAUCCGCAAACUCAAAGAGCCCAGCCUCAAAUUUGUGGAUCUUGUGCUGACUGAAGUCACUGCUCUCGUCAUGAAGUGUGCCAAUAAGCUCAACUCCUACCCCAGACUGAGAGAGGAGACUGAGAGGAUCGUCACCACCCACGUCAGAGAAAGAGAAGGGAAGACCAAGGAUCAGGUCCUGCUGCUGAUUGACAUUGAGCUGUCCUACAUCAACACCAACCAUGAGGACUUCAUAGGCUUUGCUAAUCUUGACUACAGAAGGCUGGAUGAUGGUAGCUCCCCAGGGUACGGGAACAACAGUGCUCAGCAGAGGAACAUUGCUACCAACAAGAAGAGGGCAGUACCCAACCAGGGUGAAAUUUUGGUAAUCAGGAAAGGUUGGCUAACCCUCAACAUCAGCAUCAUGAAGGGAGGCUCCAAGGAAUUCUGGUUUGUGCUGACAGCUGAGUCUUUAUCCUGGUACAAGGAUGAGGAGGAAAAAGAAAAGAAGUACAUGUUGCCUCUGGACAACCUGAAGCUCAGAGAUGUGGAGAAAGGCUUUAUGUCCACAAAGCAUAUCUUUGCAAUCUUCAACACUGAACAGAGAAACGUCUACAAGGAUAAUCGACAAAUAGAGCUGGCCUGUGAUUCUCAAGAAGAUGUAGACAGCUGGAAGGCAUCCUUCCUCAGGGCGGGGGUUUAUCCUGAAAAAGACCAGGUGGAGAAUGAAGAGGUUGCACCUACAGACACCUUCUCCAUGGAUCCCCAGUUGGAGCGGCAGGUGGAAACUAUCCGUAACCUGGUGGACUCGUACAUUGGAAUCACCAACAAAUCCAUCAGAGACCUUGUGCCCAAAACCAUCAUGCACCUCAUGAUCAACAACGCGAAAGAUUUCAUCCACUCGGAGCUGCUGGCUUAUCUUUACUCAUCCGGGGACCAGAACAGCCUCAUGGAGGAGUCUGCUGACCAGGCCCAGCGUAGGGACGAAAUGUUGCGCAUGUAUCACGCGCUCAAGGAGGCACUACACAUCAUUGGCGACAUCACCACCAUCACGAUCUCCACGCCAGUUCCACCACCUGUAAAUGAUACCUGGCUCCAGGAUUCCAGCCCCACCCCUCAGCGAAAACCAGCUCCUGCGUCUUCCCAGCCCCCCAGCCGUCCACCUGCUGUUCGGGGCCCAACACCAGGACCACCUAUGAACCCUUCCCCGGCCUUUAAUACCUCUCCAGCGUUUGGUGCACCCCCUAUCCCCUCCCGCCCAGGUCCACCUGCCAAUGCCUUCAACAGCGCUCAGGAUCCCUUCAGCGCACCACCACAGAUCCCCUCCCGGCCAGCCCGUAUCCCACCCGGUGUACCCAGCCGAAGACCCCCUGGUGCACCGUCUCACCGGCCCACCAUUAUUCGUCCUGCAGAGCCUUCCCUGCUAGACUAGACCUGUGGCCAAGCCCACCCUAGAAUGCUUUUUUGUUCCUGGAUGUGUGUCUGUGGGCCUGGGAUGAGGGGUUUGAGAGGAGGUGUUGACUUGGAGCGAUGUGUAGAUUUCAUUGCCAGGCAUUGAGAGGUUUAUUCAAGCAAUGUGAAUAAGCUGUUAAUACUGUCUAUAUACAUGCACAGGAAGCUAACAAGCCCUUUACUACUUUAAUAUUACAUUUAUCUGCCAUGUAUUAUAAACUAAAUUCCAUCGUUAGCAGUGAUGUUUUAAAUUCAAUUCUUUUUUUCUUUUUUUUCUUUGCACUGGUUCUCAGCCAUGUUACACACAUAACCGGUACAGGGUGUCUCCCCUCCUCCCCUCACUCGAUUUCCAGGCCCAGAUACUCUGUAUAUAGAAUACAUUCAUAACCGGUUGUUAAUGUUUCACUGGUUUUCAACAUCUCAGCUCAUUUCAGACUGAAAACAAUAGCUUAAUAUAAUAUUUCUGGUGGUGUCGAUUAUAUCUAAUUUGUUCUUGCUCUGUUUUAUUUGAGUGGCUGUCCUUGUUGAUGAGCGUUAUAAAUGUAGCUUUAAAUUAGGUUCUGAUUGCAACAGAGUCGACUCAUAAACCACACAAGGACGAGUUGAAAGAGAUUCAUAGUCUGUCUCCCUCCAUUUUUUAAUUAUUAUUCUAUACUGAAAAGAUGUCAACAAGAUUGACUGUUCUAAUCCAAGCACUUCUAGCCACUGAGCCUUACAAGAAGCCACUCACAACAGGGACGCUGUAGUUGAUUACCAGAACACUAUGCACACACCCCCAGUAGAGAGAGAGAAAGCCAGACUGAAGUCUGUCUGCGCUUUCAGACGUUGAAGUUUGAAUAAUCCUUUUAGUCUCAGCUUGAUCCCUGUGAGGUUUGCUGCCUCGGAGUCGAAUCUAAUUCCAAGAUGAGCUGAUUUAAAAAGAGCAGAUUUCUCUUAAAGAGGAUUAAACCAUAUUUUUCAGCUCGUAUAUUAUUUAUAACCUGGUUUUUUUUGGUCGCACUUCUAAAGGCUUGAUCCAGCUUCCUUCUUACCCAGUUCCUUCGUUUUCAUCCAGAUUUAUGUGAAUUCAGCUGCAGGGAUUGGUUUCAUUGGUUUAUCCGCUGAAUGUUGCCUGAUUUGUUUUUUUAAGGGUUUCUUUUUUUU